CGCUCGCGUGGCGGCGGCGGCGGCGACGGCGACGGCGAGCGGCGUCAGAGCGGGCUGGGGUGGGGGGGCUGACGGCUUCUGGCGGGUGGCGGUGUCGGCGGCGAGCGCUGGCUGCGCCCGUGCGGCUCGUGUCCCAGGAACCCGGACGGAGAGCGCGGGGCCGAGGGCGGCCGUCUUCCACGUCCGCGGCGUCGGGAGCAGCGCCGCGCGGACGCUCCUGCAACCCCUCAGUUCCCUCGGGCUCCCUUUCCUCGCGCCUCGAGGCGGCGGGGCGCCGGCGGCCACCGCGGCCACCGCCAGCACCAGCACCAGCACCGCCGCCGCCGCCGCCGCUGCCGCCACCACCGAGGCGGCGCCUCACCUCCCCCACCCCACCCCCUGCUUGCCCCCGGCCCAAAAGGGCCUGCUCCGCGCCCAGCCCCCGCCCGCCCGCUACGCCGCCGCCGCCGCCAUGUCGGCGCAGGCCCAGAUGCGCGCCAUGCUGGACCAGCUGAUGGGCACCUCCCGGGACGGGCCCUGGUGGUGGCAACCGCCUGUGUGCCACUGAAAAUCGUGCCGAUGCCUGGCAUACUGCAUAAAUGGAAGCAGGGUACCGCGCAUCAUGGGCUAAGGAAAGAGCACUGGGCUGAGACUCAGGAGACCUGGGUUCUAGCCCCAGCUGCACCUCUAAUUGUGACCUUGGCCUUCACAGUUGUUGAUCACAUAGCAUGGUCAUCCACUCACAGCUUAAAAAAAUACAGGGAGCAUCGGAGAGAAUGGGUUCAAUGUAUCUAUGCCUGCCUACUUCAGUCUGCAAGGGAGUGUCAGAAAGGCCCCGCAUUCGCCGAGCCCAAAGGGGACACACUUCAGCUGGAACAAAAUAGUGGAAGAAAUGGCGUCUGGGGUUCAGUGGGGAUUCGCAGAGACACGACACGUCAGCGAAUCAAAUUCAGUGAUGACAGAGUAUGCAAGAGUCACCUUCUCAACUGUUGCCCCCAUGAUGUUCUCUCGGGAACUAGAAUGGAUCUUGGAGAAUGUCUGAAAGUGCAUGACCUGGCUCUAAGAGCGGAUUAUGAAAUCGCAUCCAAAGAACAAGAUUUUUUCUUUGAACUCGACGCUAUGGAUCAUCUGCAGUCAUUCAUUGCUGACUGUGAUCGAAGGACAGAAGUGGCCAAGAAGAGGCUAGCAGAAACUCAAGAAGAGAUUAGUGCGGAAGUGGCUGCAAAGGCAGAACGUGUUCAUGAAUUAAAUGAAGAAAUUGGUAAAUUAUUGGCUAAAGUGGAACAGCUUGGAGCUGAAGGGAAUGUGGAAGAAUCCCAGAAAGUAAUGGAUGAAGUAGAGAAAGCGCGGGCUAAAAAAAGAGAAGCAGAGGAAGUUUAUCGGAAUUCUAUGCCAGCUUCCAGUUUCCAGCAGCAGAAACUUCGCGUGUGUGAGGUUUGCUCGGCCUAUUUAGGGCUCCAUGAUAAUGACCGGCGACUGGCGGACCAUUUUGGGGGAAAACUGCACCUGGGAUUUAUUGAAAUCAGAGAAAAGCUUGAAGAAUUAAAGAGAGUUGUAGCUGAGAAGCAGGAGAAAAGAAACCAGGAACGCCUGAAACGAAGAGAAGAAAGGGAAAGGGAAGAAAGGGAGAAGCUGAGGAGGUCUCGAUCACAUAGCAAGAACCCCAAAAGAUCCCGGUCCAGAGAGCACCGCCGACACCGUUCCCGCUCCAUGUCCCGAGAACGGAAGAGGAGAACGCGGUCCAAGUCCCGAGAGAAGCGCCAUCGCCACAGGUCCCGCUCCAGCAGCCGCAGCCGCAGCCGCAGCCACCAGAGAAGCGGGCACAGCUCUCGAGACAGGAGCAGAGAGCGAUCCCGGAGGAGAUCCUCAAAAGAAAGAUUCAGAGACCAAGACUUAGCAUCACGUGACAGAGACAGGCGUUCCAGAGCCAGAUCACCUCGGGACCGAGAUCGGAAAGAUCAGAAGCGGUCCUAUGAGUGCGCUAAUGGCAGAGCAGAAGACAGGCGGAGCUCAGAAGAGCGCGAAGCGGGGGAGAUAUGUUAGCCGUGUGCCUGCCUCCGUCCUUAAGCUCCCGG
Molecule: messenger RNA, 2054 nt
Organism: Sorex fumeus (smoky shrew)
Lineage: Eukaryota; Metazoa; Chordata; Mammalia; Eulipotyphla; Soricidae
Gene: LUC7L2
Product: LUC7 like 2, pre-mRNA splicing factor
Exons: 15
Coding region: 559-2022 (487 amino acids)
Biological process (GO): mRNA splice site recognition
Cellular component (GO): U1 snRNP; U2-type prespliceosome
Molecular function (GO): mRNA binding
Source: RefSeq, a predicted model, not a curated record